UCGUUCACAUGAUCUUGUGCAGGAGAAUGGGGCAGGCUCCGACUCGGACAGUUUAUGUUUUCUUCACAGAAGCGGCGGUUGAGUUUGAAUUCUACGACAAACUUCUGGUCUCGCGGAUAGCCCAGAUCUGUACAGGUGAUCUCGGUAGGAGGCGCACCCUGAAGAAAAAGUGGACCUCGUUUCUAAAGGCCACCCUUGUCUGCUCAGCUCCUGAAUCAGAUUUUCAGUUCAAUGUCCUCCACGCUGUCUUCAUGAUCAAAACAACCAACUGGCAGGAAAGCAUCUUUUAUGGGAUUUUCACCCAGCAUGUGGGGGAGAUUGGACAUCUCCGCCAUUUGUGCGUUCAGGAUGGAAGCCGUUCAAGACGUCUUCCAGAAAGGAAACUUCAAAGGCCCCCUUGCCGUUGAGAAUUCACAUGCAAAAUGGGUGGUGCACAGGGGAGAGGUCCCCACGCCUCGUCCGGGUGCUGUAAGUUGUCCCCCUCCCUUCCCUGGUUGACCAUCUAUGCCCCCAUGUGGUAAGUGUUCAAGUGGAUAUCACUUGUUUGUACCAAACAGGUGAACGUCUGAAUAAAAGGAAUACUGUAACCAUC
Molecule: messenger RNA, 592 nt
Organism: Lacerta agilis (Sand lizard)
Lineage: Eukaryota; Metazoa; Chordata; Lepidosauria; Squamata; Lacertidae
Product: semaphorin-4D-like
Exons: 3
Coding region: 9-407 (132 amino acids)
Biological process (GO): negative chemotaxis; semaphorin-plexin signaling pathway; axon guidance
Molecular function (GO): chemorepellent activity; semaphorin receptor binding
Source: RefSeq, a predicted model, not a curated record